This is a messenger RNA of Paramormyrops kingsleyae, 3873 nucleotides long. RefSeq names its product cell surface glycoprotein MUC18. Gene Ontology annotation, cellular component: plasma membrane. NCBI's taxonomy places the organism in Eukaryota, Metazoa, Chordata, Actinopteri, Osteoglossiformes, Mormyridae. Gene Ontology annotation, molecular function: laminin receptor activity. The record is from RefSeq and is a predicted model, not a curated record.
UUGCUGAUGUGGGAACCACUUUGAGCUUUCGUACAUGAGAAAAGAGAGCAUUUCAUGCAGCAAGAAGAAGGUCUACAAGUUAUUGUGAUCUUUGGAUAAUUGCCAGAACAUGGAGGUCUUCUGGUUUGUUUUGAUGACAGUGCCCUGUGAGGCCGGGAGAUUGUACAGCUAGAGCUAAAUCUUUGGAAAGUCUAGGGUUGUCAUAUGGUGUCAUAGACUGAGGGGCAUCUGGAGAGAUGAACUAAUUGGGCUUCCUAACUGAUGGCAGUGCAGUCACAGCUGAGUGUGCAGAUGGAGGAUGCUGUCGAGUUUCCUGUGGGAGACACAGCACAGAUCUCCUGCUCAUACUCCUUCAGCGAAAAGCCCCCGGAUGUGAUUAUACAGUGGACUGCAUUAAAAGGUGAUAGAAAGAGGAUCUACAACAGCAACAUCACGGUGAGCCUUUCCGAUGAGCUGCCGGAUUUCGUCGGUCGCAUCAACAUCAGCUGGGACUCUGACGACGACAGACAGGGAGAAACAGUGUUAACCAUAAUGGACCUGAAGGUGAAGGACGAGCAGCAGUUUGCCUGCCAGGUGGAUGGCAUGUCGGCCGGGAUGCAGGAACGCCGGACUUGGCUCAAAGUGUUCGAAUCACCAGAUUCACCCGAGAUUGAAGAUGCUGAGUCUAUAUUCAGAGUUGACAGCAAUGAGCAGUUAAGGGUCGCAACGUGCAAGACCAGAAAUGGCUACCCUAGACCAAAAAUUACUUGGUACCGUGACCGCACCACACUGCAGCAAAGCACAGACGUCUUCAUACAGGAGCGGGAGAUACAGGAGUCCAGCGGCCUUUUUACCAUCGAAAGUGAGCUUCACUAUAAAGUGACCAAGCAGGAUAAGGAUGCCCUUUUCUACUGUGAGGUCACCUACCUGUUACCUGGUGAAACAAGGAUGAUGGAAUCAAAGCACAUCAGUAUCACUGUUCACUAUCCAUCAACGAAGACUGAGAUGUGGAUAUUGCAUCCAAAGAGGCUGGUCAAAGAGGGGGAUAAGGUGGAGAUCGCCUGUCAUGGAAAUGGGAAUCCACCGUCAUAUUUUUUGUUUUCUAAGGAGGACAUCGAUAUGGAUUUUAAACAGGAUGGGGAAAAGCUACUGCUAAUGAACGUGACUCGUGCAGACAGUGGCACGUACCUGUGUGAUCCCAUGGAUACAAACAUCAUUCUCGACCAGCAGCAAGGGAAAACUGAGCUUCAAGUCCACUACCUGGAUGAAGUGGUGUUGAUGGCUGAGAAAGGGAGGGUGAUGAAGCUGGGCGACAGCCAGAAGAUUACCUGUAAUGCCUUGUCCUCCCUGAGCACCCAUACCGAGUGGUUCAAGGGUGGAAAGAAGAUUGGAGAGGAACAUGUGCUAGAGCUACAAAAUGUGUCUUAUGGAAUGGCAGGGGAGUACAGCUGCCAAGUGACUGUGCCCUCUCUGCCCAAUCUGCAUCGCAGUGCCACCAUCCAUAUAAUCACCCAGGGGCCCCCUAUGAUUAUCUCGCCAGAUGAUGUCAUUAUCGACACCCAUAUUGGGGACUUUCUGAACCUGACCUGUGAGGCUUUGGGUUUACCCUCACCUACCCUCACCUGGAAAGUUGACAACAGUCAGAUGACAGGGCGGAGCAACCAUUUGGAGGGCAGGACUCACAGUGCGCUGGACAUGAAGGUGACCUCUAACCUCGCAGUCGUCUGCAUCGCGACCAAUGACGAAGGCACAGACAAGAAGUUCUACAGGGUCAGGGCCAGUACUAGAGCAAAGAAGGUUCAAAAAGAGAGUGGUGUGAUUAUCGCUGUCAUUAUAAUCUCUAUUCUCCUGCUGGCUGUCCUGGGGAGUAUCCUCUACUUUCUGUACAAGAAGGGCAAGAUCUCCUGUGGACAUUCUGGGAAGAAGGAAAUAACUAAGGAAAAGGGUAAGAAAGACGACAUUGUCAUGGAGAUGAAGACGGACAAGACAGAAGAGACUGUGCUUCUUCAGGGUGUCAAUGGGGACAAAAAAAGCCUUGAUGAUCAGUGUGAUGAAUACAUGGAAGUGGAAAACUGAGGAGCUGCCGACCUCUGUGAUUUAAGGAGGAGGAGAAUCAUGGGCACAGCAUCAAGCCCCCCCACCCCACCUGCUGCACAUCCUCUUCCCUGAUACAAGCCUGGGACUGAUCCACAUCACAAAUAAGGCCUAUUUGAAUUAUUUCUACAAGCAAUGUCAAAGGACAUUCACAGUUUUUGACUACUGGUACAUAACAAAAAAAGCUUCACCCCUGGUCACUGUGAUAAGCUGUUAAAAUUUACACACACUCACACACACACUAUAUAUAUAAAACUGGGGAGAAAAAUGAGAUGCCAGCUUCUAGGACAGAGGUCAGCAAAUCCUACGCUUCCUCUUCCUCGUUUGAGCCAGGCAGAGAUUGCUCUUCUUCCUCAUGGACCCACAAUUGGAUGCAGGUUUGACAAACUGGGCUGCCGGGAAGGUGGGAUUUCUCCGGGACAUGAAGCGAGGAGAUCGUUGUACAUGAUAAUUGCUGCUGAAGCGAUUGCCUUUCCUGAUCCUGGCCUCUCAUGUGUCAUAGCCCCCCCCCCCCACACAACCCUGCUAUUUAAUAUUCAGCCUGCAUAUCUAUAGGUGAAUCCACGUUCAGUAGCCUUGGGGGUGGUACUCUGCCCAUUUUGGUGCUUGGAAACCAUAUUACAAAGGAUUUGUGCACAACAGCUUCCUUCCAAACUGGGGGUGGAGUGGAGUGAAGUGGGGUGGGCUUCCCCAUUCAGACAUUUGAGACAUCUUGGGGGGGUCCUGAUCUCCAGCAAAGAACUUUAUAUACGGUCAAGAUGCACUUACAGUAUAUACAAGACUCCAGUGAGGUGGAGUGAAAAGCAACACAACAACCUAUCAAAUGAAAAUGACAAAUAAUUAGGCUUUAUUUAAAUGAACUGCUACCCAGAGCUGCACAUAGGUGUGUAUUAAACUUGCUGGUAAGGGCUCCACUCUUAAAAAUGGCCAACCAUCUUUAACUGCUCAUAUAUUCUAGUUUGGCAGCGGGCAAUCUUAUCUGAAAAGGGUUAGUGUAUAUGUAGGUUUUUGGGAUAGCCUUUAGAUCAGCUGUUCAAACCUAGGUGUGAGGACUCUUUAGCCAAUCAGUCUUCUUAUUAGUAAUCUAAUUAGGGAGGUGCGGAGAGAACCCACACACACAGCGGCCCUUUCUGGACAAGACUGCCCAUCCCAGUUCCAGGAACUUCUAAGCACCCGGAAAUGUCUUCAUACUAUUGCAAAAAUGUCACUACAACUAUACUCAGUUGAGCACAUUAGACACACUGGAGGAUUGCUGUACCAGACUUAUUUAACUGAAAAGGUCUUUUAAACAAAUGUACAUAUCACUGGUUCAAGCAACUUGUUCUUUUAGAGCCUUCUUAUGCUUCCUGGGGCAUGUAAAUGUACAUGGCUGUCACACACCAUACAAUACAUUAAGUUUAACAAAGCACUGGUUCUGGAAAGAAUUUAUUUUAAUCUGCCUGUCACAUUCUUGUGCCUACUGUUUUUUAAUACCUUAAACACUGAGCGUUCUGAAUUGUUUGGCCCUGUUUGAAGAUUAAAUAUCAUCAAAUAGGUAGUUUUGGAAUAUUCUAAUCUGGGUAAUUUAAGUUGUAUAUUGUACACUGUGUACCGCAAACGUUUCAGAUACCUUGUAAAUGUCAUUUUCAUUUCAAAUGUAUCACCAUUUAACAAUAGAUAGAUAGCUAUACUGUAAAGAUUAAAUCUAAUAUGUAAUGUUUAUGAUUUUCACAAGUGUGUAAAUUAAGGAUGUUUGAGCAGAUUUUUUUUAACAAUGCUUUUGAAAGUGAAUAUGUGAAAUAAAAGGCUUUUGAAUUUAAA